This is a messenger RNA of Sander lucioperca (pikeperch), 3782 nucleotides long. RefSeq names its product NACHT, LRR and PYD domains-containing protein 12-like. The record is from RefSeq and is a predicted model, not a curated record. Lineage: Eukaryota; Metazoa; Chordata; Actinopteri; Perciformes; Percidae. Bases 92 to 3652 code for a protein of 1186 amino acids. Gene Ontology annotation, biological process: regulation of apoptotic process. Gene Ontology annotation, molecular function: protein binding. The transcript has 10 exons.
UCCAAACUUAAAGAGUGAAGUUUUGAGGAAGUAACAGCAGUGUGUUUUCUCUACAGAUGAGGAAUGAAAAUCUCUUCAUUUGGAUGAACCAAUGAUGACGGCUGUUAAAGAGCUGCUUUUGGAAACACUGGACGAUCUGGGAGAGGAGGAGCUAAAGAUCUUCAAGUGGUUCCUACAGCAGGCUGAAAUCCUGGAAGACUUCCCAGCCAUCCCAAAGAGCAGUCUAGAGAAGGCUGACAAGCUGGACACAUUGGACCUUAUAGUGCAGACCUACAAUGAACAGUCUGUGGAGGUGACCAAGAAAGUGUUAACAAAGAUCAACAGGAAUGAUCUGGUACAGAGUUUGUCCAACAUCGGUUCAGGACCCAAACAAGUUGUACAGGAUGUUGGAGUAAUUUCAGAGAGCAGCAAAGCAUCUUCUGCUUCUCUUCCUCACCCUUCCACCAACAGCAGCCAGACUGAAGAUUUGCUGGAGCCAGAACCUGACCCUCCAGAACUCAUUGCAUUAAAUCGGUGCACACUCCAAUCACACCUCCAGGACAGGUUUAUGUGUGCACAAGAAGGGUGGACAGAAAGGAUGGAUAAAAAACAUCUAGAUGACAUCUACAUAGAGCUCUCCCUCUUAUAUGGGAUUAAUGUGAACAUCAACAUGCAGCAUGAGGUCAGGCAGGUUGAGAUGGCAUCAAGACAACCAGGGGGAACAGAGCAACCAAUCCAACCCAGUGAUAUCUUCACACACCCCUCUGGAAAAAACACACCCGUGAGAACAGUGCUGACCAGUGGGAUUGCAGGAAUCGGCAAAACAUUCCUUGUACACAAAUUCAUCCUGGACUGGGCUGAAGGAAGAGCCAAUCAAGAUGUGCAUCUCACAUUCCCCUUCAGCUUCCGCCAGCUGAAUUUACUGAAGGGCAGACGGUUUCGUUUGGCAGAGCUCAUCCACAAAUGCAUCCUGGAAACCAAAGACAUCCGGGAGGAGGAUCUAAAUGACAUCUUCACAAAACUACAGGCUUCAGGAAACACCAACUAUGACAAGAGUAAAUUCAAACUUCUGUUUGUGCUUGAUGGUCUGGACGAAAGCCGCCUUCAGCUCAACUUUACUGAUGACAAAAACCCUACUAUUGAUGUGACACAGGCAGUUGGAGUAGAAAUCCUGCUGUCUAGCCUCAUCAAGGGGGAACUGCUGCCUUCUGCUCGCCUCUGGAUAACCACACGACCGGCAGCUGCCAAUCAGAUCCCUCUUGACUUUGUUGACAUCAUGACAGAGGUGAGAGGGUUUACUGAUCCACAGAAGGAUGAGUACUUCAGGAAGAGAUUCAGAGAUGAGGAGGUGCGUGGCAGAAUCCUCUCUCACGUCAAGGCAUCACGGAUCCUUCACAUUAUGUGCCACAUCCCAGUCUUCUGCUGGAUCACCGCUACAGUUCUGCAGGAUGUGUUGAAAACCAGUGACAAGGGAGAGCUGCCCAAGACCCUGACUGAGUUGUACACAGAAUUCUUGAUGUUUCACAUCAGACAGACGAAAGAAAAGUAUGGCACAGAGAAGAGCAUUCAGUACAUUCAGGCGCUCGCAAAACUUGCUUAUCACCAACUGGAAAAAGGGAACCUGAUUUUCUAUGAAAAAGAUCUCAAAGAGAGUGGCAUUGAUUUCAACGAAGCAUCUGUGUACUCAGGAGUGUUCACGCAGAUCUUUAAAAAGGAACGUCGCUUGAAAGACAAGGAUGAGCAUAAGAUGUUCAGCUUUGUCCAUCUGAGUAUUCAGGAGUUCUUGGCAGCUGUUUAUGUGGUGCAGUCACUCAUUAACAAGAACAAAAAUGUAAUGGUGCAACAACUCAAGUUCCAAAGUGUGCAGAUGCUUUUCAGCAAACCAUCCAUAGCAGAGGUCCAAAGGAUGGCUAUUGACAAGGCCUUAAAGAGUCCAGAUGGACACUUUGACUUGUUCCUCCGCUUCCUCCUGGGUCUCUCCCUAGAGACCAGUCAGGAUAGCCUACAAGGCCUGUUGAAACAGACAAUAAGUACUUCAGAGGCCAAUCAGGAAACAGUGCAGUACAUCAAGGAAAAGAUCCGGGAGAACCCUUCUCCAGAGAGAUGCAUCAACCUGUUCCACUGUCUGAAUGAGCUCAAUGAUCAUUCUCUAGUGGAGGAGAUCCAACAGUACCUAAGUUCAGGAAGUCUCUCCACAGACAAACUCUCUCCUGCUCAGUGGUCAGCUCUGAUUUUCAUCUUACUGUCAUCAGGAAAAGAUCUGGACGUGUUUGACCUCAGGAAGUACUCUGCUUCAGAGGAAGGUCUCCUGAGGCUGCUGCCAGUAGUCAAGAACUCUAAUGUAUUCUUCCUGAGUGGCUGUAAUCUGUCAGAGAGAAGCUGUGAAGUUCUGGCCUCAGUUCUCAGUGCCCAAUCCUCCAGUCUGAGAGAGUUGGACCUGAGUAACAACAACCCGCAGGAUUCUGGAUUGAGGCUUCUCUCUCCUGGAUUGGAGAGUCCAUACUGUAGACUGGAAACUCUAUGGCUGAGUGGCUGUAAACUUUCCUGGAGAAGCUGUGAAGCUCUGGCCUCAGUUCUCAGCUCUCGGUCCUGCAGACUGAGAGAGCUGGACCUAAGUAACAACGACCUGCAGAAUUUAGGAGUGAAGCUGCUUUCUGCUGGGCUGAUGAGUCCAUGCUGUAAACUGGAAACACUCAGGUUGAAUGUGAGCAACCUGUCAGAGAGAAGCUGUGAAGCUCUGGCUUCAGUUCUCAGCUCACAGUCCUGCAGUCUGAGAGAGCUGGAUCUGAGUAACAACAACCUGCAGGAUUCUGGAGUGAAGCUGCUCUCCACCGGAUUACAGAGUCCACACUGUAGACUGAAAACUCUCAGGUUGUCAGGCUGCCUGGUCACAGAGGAAGGCUGUGGUUCUCUGGCCUCAGCUCUGAGCUCCAACCCCUCCCAUCUGAGUGAGUUAGAUCUGAGCUACAAUCAUCCAGGAGACUCAGGAGUGAAACUGCUGUCUGCUGGACUCGAUGAUCCACAAUGGAGACUAGACACUCUCAAUAUGGACCAUAACGGAAUGUGUUGGUUGAAAACUGGUCUAAGGAAGUAUGCCUGUGAAAUCACCCUGGACCCAAACACAGCCAACAGAUACCUCUCUUUGUCUGAGGAUAACAGAACGGUGACACUGGUGAGAGCGAUGCAGUCAUAUCUUUAUCACCCGGAGAGAUUCCACCACUGGAAGCAGCUGCUGUGUACAAAUGGUCUGACUGGCCGCUGUUACUGGGAGGUGGAGAGGAAAGGGUGGGUAUCUGUAGGAGCGACUUACAGAGGAAUAGGAAGGAGAGGAAAAGGUGCUGACUGCUGCCUCGGCCUCAGUGACACGUCUUGGAGCGUGUGCUGCUCUCGGGAUUGUUACUCUGUCUUCAACAAUAACAGAAUGGCAGCCAUAUGUACGACCACCUCUGCCUCAGACAGAGUAGCGGUGUAUCUGGACUGGCCUGCCGGCUCUCUGUCCUUCUACAGAGUCUGCUGUGACACACUGAUCCACCUCCACACCUUUAGCACCACAUUCACUGAACCCCUCUAUCCUGCAUUUGGGUUUGAGUAUUUGAUUAGGUUUGACUCCACAGUGUCUCUGUGUCAGAUGAAGGAGGGUGAGCUGCCUCCAGUAGACAAACACCAUUGCUGAAACAAGGCUGCACAGAUCACACACAUAAAAAACAUAUAUGUAGGCCUAUGUUCAUGUCACAAUGCAAAGUCAAUGUCAGUGUCGUAGGUUGCUUUCACACCUGAGCAGUUUGGUCCAUUUUAAACAAACC